Anoplophora glabripennis (Asian longhorned beetle) is the source of this 6702-nucleotide messenger RNA. RefSeq names its product eukaryotic translation initiation factor 4 gamma 1. Gene Ontology annotation, cellular component: eukaryotic translation initiation factor 4F complex. Lineage: Eukaryota; Metazoa; Arthropoda; Insecta; Coleoptera; Cerambycidae. The transcript has 21 exons. The record is from RefSeq and is a predicted model, not a curated record. Gene Ontology annotation, molecular function: translation initiation factor activity; mRNA binding; protein binding. Bases 616 to 5583 code for a protein of 1655 amino acids.
AUACAAUGGCGUUUGUCGCCGAAAUUGUAUUUUGACUGAUGAAAAUUAACAACUAAUAUUUUAAAUUACUUACGUUAUAACAGGACAUUUUUCCAACGGUUGUGCAAAAACAACACAUAGUUGUUUAAGUGAUACGUCACGAGGGCUUCGUGAACAUGUGAUAAGUUGGUGUCUAGUGUAAUUAUUGUAAAACGCCCUUAUCGAUUUUUCCUGUUAGGUGUAGCGAGACGUGCUCGGCAUGUUCUAGCUCUUGCCGAACCAUUUCAAAUCGUGAAAACUCUUUUUUAAAGUCACCAAAUUGUGUUCACCGCGAAUUAGCGACACUCAAGGCUUUAUUCCGCGGGUGACAUUGCAAAUUUAAUCCGUAUUUUGACGUCGUUGUAGUGCUCGCUAGUGGUUGCAAAAAUCCGUGGUGACUCACGAAAUGCUGAGAAGGAACUCUAAUCAUUCCUCUGCAAAUAACACCAAGUUGCAAAACGAUUUCAUACAAAUCCGUUUAACGUCGGAUCUCUUGCGAUGACUUCGUAAAAAUUCUCAACAUCCACGUUUCCGAAGGCUAAAAUCUAAUGUAAUUUCGGCCUCUGGUUCUUGCCCCCUUACAAAUUUUUCGUGAAAAUGGUCUCCAGAUACGUAACCAACGGCCCCGUAAAGCAAGAGGGGAUCUGCCUGCUGCCGCCUACACACUACAGGAUGAUGCCACCGCAGAGAGCUGACGGGUUCCCGGUGUCGACGCCUGCGGGAUAUGUUCCACAGCCGAACCAGGGGGCCAACCAGGGCCCUAGCAUGAGGGGCAUCGCGCCCAACGCCAUACCACCGAAUCAGGCCUCCACCCCGCCGAACGCGGACAUCAAGGUCCAGACGAUAUCCCAGCCGCCCUCAAUGAGUCCUAUGUUUGUUCAGCCGCAAGUCAGAUCGAGUCAGGGUACCUAUUUUCCUAGAACGGCUGGACCAUCGAGUCAAACACAUAGAAUGCCUAAUCACAAUAACAGGCCCCCUCAAAUGUACGGAGCAGCGCAGACCCAGUGUGUACCACUCCCUACCAUGUACAUACCGCAGACGAACGCUGUGCAGUUCUACGCCACCCAACGGCCAAAUUUUGUUCCACCGUCGAUUCCUAUGUACCCCAAUCAACACCUGCAGUCUUUCCAGUAUAGUACAACGCCUAUCCAACCAGCUAUUAAUUAUUACUACAAUCAACAGAUGUUGCCCCCCAGGACGGGCCCUAUUCCUCAGACCCAAUCCGCCACCCCCAACCCGACGCAGGCAGCCAUCCCGAACGUGUCGAUGGUUCCCAACACUCCCCAGCACCAACCCUUCCAGAGACACCAGAAUAAGCGGCGGCCUAAUGCAAUAGCCGUAAUAGAUCCUAAUACAGGAACAGACAGAUUGAACGAGAUAUACGAACAGAGCAGCUCGCACCCGCCCUCGGGUGAAUCCUCCGCCAGGCAGACGCCCCAGCCCACCCCGCAGAGCCACAACAAGGAGGUGCAGGCCGCCUUCGCCAAGCAGGUGAUGCAGGCCAUCAACACCGACAACGAGAGCGUCCACAUAGACGAGCUGUCGAACCACCAGGAGCCCGCCGGGGACCACAUAGAGCAACUCACCUACCAACCACCCCUACAACAGGCUGUGCAAAGUUCCAAUGCUAGAUUAGAUAAUAUCGUGCAAACUAGUAAUUUAAAGGUACAGGCGAAAGAAUUCGUUCUGCCCAAUUCUGCCAAAGAGACACCGAUCGUGUCGGCGAACUGUGAUGCCGUGGAGGUAACAUUACCCAACAAGUCUCCCAAGGACAGGGAGAGCCCCGUGAAGAGCCGCAAGCAGAGGGAGCAGGCCGUGAAGGAACACAAAGAGUCGGCGAAGGAGCAGCACGUCCCUAGCAAGGAGGUCGACAAACAGCCUGUCGUCUCCAAAGAGUCGGAGGCGAAACCGAAAGAUGUGGCUAUCCCGAUGGCUGCAACGAACCUCCCGCAGGCACCGCCACCCAUCAAGGAGGCCACGAACCAGGAGAAGAAGAGCCAGAAGAAGGAGAGUAAGGUGGAACCGAAGGCGCCUGCUGCUGAUUCCUGCGAGAGCGCCCCUUCGGUGCCCCUGCCCGUUUCGUCCCCUGUGCCUCCAGAUGCGUCGAAUAAUGCUAAAUCAAAACAGAAUGUGCAGCGAGUUGCCCAGAAACAGGGUCUUCCCCAAAACAACAAUCAGAAACCAGCUCUGACCGUAGUACCUCAACCGCAACCGGCGAAGGCGAACAACAAGUCCCACAAGAAGAACGAGCUCAACAUGAAGGGGGCGAACAAGGAGGGCACCGACAUGGACGCCUUCAACGACAAUACCGCCGAGAAGGAGGAAGUCAACGCCAACGUCAACUCGAACUACAUCAAUAACGACAUCGUCAAUGCCAAUUCCAUAACCAACAACGCGGCCGUCGCCGCCAAGGACGUCAGCGUCGACGGUGAAUCAAACAAUAAGAAAAUCGAAAGCAAUGAUACACCGACAAUCAAAACGGAACCCGUUAAACCUCUGAAGACUAAAAUAGAUAUCACCGAUAUUGUUAGGGAGAAACCGAAACCGAUCAAACCGUUCACUCCGGUCGAGAGCCACGAUGAGACUGAUAGGUCAGCGACCUUAACGGAUAAAUUGGUGCAGGCGAAGAACGAGGCUAACACCAAGGUCAGCGAGAAUAAUGGGAACGAGAAGUCGCUCUAUAAAGAAGGUCAAUUUUCUCCCUCCAACCCCGACGGAAAGAGGGUUUAUCACAAAGAACUGUUGAUGGCCCUUAGAGAGUUGCCGGCGAGUAGGAUAAAGCCCGAUAAUAUCCCGGAUUCUGUCUUAGCCGACAACAGAGGGCGUCUUAGUGAUGGAAGAGCGUCUAUGGGUGGUAGAACUGACUUCAUGAACCCACCGUUCACCAAUUACGGCGGAAAGUCCAGUACUCAGAGAGGGGCACCUCCGAAACGUAACAGCCAAGGGAAGAUGGGAGGCAGCGGUCAGAAAUCGGCCAGGCCCACUGUGACUUUGUCCAUUUCCUUGAGGGAGGAGGUGAAAUUGCACGAGACAGAGAACGCGUGGCGUCCGGCUCGUCUCCACAAAGGCGAGGCCCCCCCGACGGACGACGACAGAAGGACCGAGGAUCUGUACAAGAAGGUCAGGGGUGUGCUGAACAAGCUGACCCCCCAGAAAUUCGAGACCCUCCUCUCGCAGAUCAAGUCCCUGCACAUAGAAACCGUCGAGAGGCUACAGGGCGUCAUAGAUUUAGUGUUCGAAAAGGCUGUGGACGAACCGAACUUCUCGAUUGCAUACGCGCUUAUGUGCAAGGAGCUCGCGCUGAUGCAGGUGCCAACUAUUCACAACACGGAGGAGAAUCCGGACUUUGUUAAUUUUCGCAAGUUGCUCAUCACCAGAUGUCAGGUGGAAUUCGAAAAGCAGUCCAUAGACGAGAGCGUAAGGAACGAGAAAGUCAAGGAGAUUGAGGAGUGCACGGAUCCCGAGAAGAAGAAGGAUCUUCAGUUCGAUUUGGAAGAGUACGAUAGGCGCUUGCGAAUGAAGUCCGUAGGAAAUAUUAGAUUUAUAGGGGAGCUGUUCAAGCAGAACAUGCUGACGGUCAACAUCAUGAUGCGGUGCCUGGCCAACCUCCUCGAUAACAAGGACGAGGAGAGCCUCGAGUGUCUCUGCAAGCUCCUGACGACGGUGGGCAAGGAGCUCGAGUCCAAGUCCAACGUCAACCUAUCCCAGAUCUUCAACACCAUGAAGAACAUAGUCGAGAAGAAGGACGGCAAGGUCAGCAGCAGGAUCAGGUUCAUGUUGCAGGACGUGAUCGACCUGAGGAACUCGAAGUGGGUGCCUCGCCGGCAGGAUUUGAAUCCCAAGACGAUCGAGCAGAUCCAGAAGGAGGCCGAUAACGAGCAGCUGAACAUCCAGUUGAUGAAUUCUGUUCCGAUGACGCCCAGGAAGGAAGACCGGGUGGGGUCCGGGCCCAAUUCCGAUAGGAAAGCCGGCAGGGGGGGACGCAACGUCUCGUCCGACGACGGCUGGAUUGUCAACACCACCAACAGGAAUCGUACCACCCAGUUCACUGUUCAGAGCGACAAGCUGAAGAGCAAAGCGCCCCUAAUCGACGAACCUUUGGGCUCUAGUCAGUUGUUCGGCAGCUGGGGCAAGGGUUCGGUAGGCUCUAACAUUAAAUCUCAACCCCCAUCCUUAGGUGCCAACACUGCCAACAUGUACGCCGCCUUGGAGAACAUGAACCUGGACGAUAAGCGGCCCAUAAGUAAGUACACCUCUCGACCCGGCAACAAGGACCCCUACAGUUCAAAGGGUCCCAGCAUGGAGAGGAGUUACGCGAAAUUCGACGGCAGGGGCUCGAGGUCGGGAUCGCAGCACAGGUCGAACGACAGCUCGGCGUCCUCCUCGCAACGCAGCACGCCUGCUCCCGUUAUGCCCCCGACGGCCCCGCCGAAACUGCAACCGGCUCAGCCGGCGCCGGCGCAGCAGAUGACGGAGGAACAGAUGGAGAGGAGGAUCAACAACUGCUUGGACGAGUACGUGACGGGCAGUUCCUCCGUCGACGAUUACUUCUUGGAUAUCAGCCCCGUUAUUCCUCCCUCGUAUUUCCCAAGGAUGAUAGAGGACAGUUACCUGCGUGUGUUGGAAAAGAGCCAACAGGCCAGGUUGAAAACGGGCAGUCUGUUCGCCCAGUUGGUGAAACGCGGCAGGAUCCAGCUGGAGGAUUACUGCGCUGGCCUGGAAGGCAUCCUGUCUCAGGCGGAUGACCUCAAAAUCGAUAUCCCGAAGAUUUGGGACUACUUAGCCGAAAUUUUAGUCGAUUUAAUUUGCGAGGAGGUUCUGCCUCUCGGCAGACUGUACAAGUCUUUCAAAGUCCUCAUCAGCCAAGAGCACGCCGCGAGGGUGCUGGCGCCGCUCUUCAAACAAGUCGUAAGCGAGAAAGGACCCAACUUCAUGCAUAGCAUCUGGCACGCGUCCGGACUCCAGUUGACCGACUUUAUGCCCUCUUCCCAAGUCGACAGCUUCGUCAAAGACAAUCAAUUUGAAUUCUUGGUUGGUGGCGGCGCUCCCGUCGGCCAGAACCAGCUGAGCUACGAGCAGAUUCAGAUGAAAUUGCUGGACUUCCUCAAGGCCAAGAAGCCGCUCGACGAUAUCGUCAGUUGGAUAACGGCCAACGUGGGAGGAAGGGUGAAGGAGAACCAAUUCAUAAAGGCGCUGGCAACUGCGAUAUUCAGGGAUUCCAUAAACAGCCACUUGAAGUUGGUGCCCGAGACGUUGUCGGCCCACAAUAACUUGCUGCUGAAGUACGUCGACAACAAUUCGACGUACGAGCUGCAGUGUCUGUACGCUCUCCAGGCUCUCAUUCACAAACUGGAGCACCCUCAAGGUCUUUUGCUUUCCAUAUGUGAUAAAUUGUACGAGUUGGGGACCUUCUCGCAGGAGAGCUUCAUUGCCUGGGAGAACAGCUCCGACCCCGCCGAACAGGAGGGCAAAGGGGUGGCCCUGAAACAACUGACUUGCUUCUUCACCCAGCUGAAGGAGAACGACGAGGAGGACUACGGAUCCUCGACGUCGGACGAAGCCUAGCAGUUGGUAGCGCCGCCAGUGAUGUUGGCGUCUACAUAGACCUAAUAAAUUUUCCGGACAAUUAAGUGAAUUGAGUGGUGACGAACCGCCGCAGACUCUAGUAAAAAAAUUUAUACAAUUGUUUAUAUUAUAUAUAUUAUACAUAUUUAAUUAUAUACUAUAAAAGCGUUGUGAGAAGCAGCAGGAUGGAAGAACGAACGCGAGUGCCGAAUAAAGACUUUGUAAAAGGAUCAAGUGCCCUCCGUCGAAUUCGGAUUGAAGGACUCAAAAAAUUAUAAAAUUCAUUUAAUUAAGUGAUUAUUACAUUAAAUUAAAUUAAUAGACUCUGCAAAUGCUCAUGAGGAUUUAAAAAUGCGUAGGCGGGCUCAGCGGGCCGCGCGGGUCACUUUUAUACUUAUUAUUAUUGUCUUUAUUUAUAUUAUAUUAUAUAUUUUAUAUUAUUUAAUUACUUUUUAUUGUUUAUAGUGACGUGUCUUUGUUUUAAUGAGUAAAUAUGGAAUAUCAGGUUGGGCGGUGCGCGUCUGCUGGGCCCGGGAAGGCGUGGAGUAUAUUUUAAACAGCACGAUUGUGAGUCGUCGAGAACGGUCCCCGUGAUGUUUUUUUCUUUUUUUUUUGUUAUAAAUGAAUUUGUUAAAAUCAUGAUUUCUUACUGUUAAGUUACAUGUAGGUAUAAUUGUUCUGUAUAAUAAAUAUGCAGCUGCACACUUCAGUUUUAGAUUUACUUUUCCGUUGGUUGAUUUCGAACAAAUCUGAAACUGCUUUGAGCGACUGUUGCUAGUCAGAAGUAAUUCGAUUCGAAAUAUUGUAUAUAUUUUUUUUUAAACAUAUACAGUAUUUUUCUGACUGAUGAUUUGUACAUAGACUUCCUCCAAAAUAAAUGCGUUUAAACGAAGAUUUUUAUAAGUUCUAUCCGUGUACAUUAGUUAAAGCUGUAGAUAUAUUAUUAGUUAAAUGGAUUAUGGAUAUGAGGAAUAGGCCGUUUAAAUAUUGUUGAUGAGAAUCUGUGAAUCCCACUUCUGAUUAUGGAGUUUUAUCUGAACGAAACAACUUACUGUUUAUCGAAUCCAGCAAUUUUUAUAUAUGAGAAUCAUCAGAUGUACAAUAAAGGCAGAAAACAGA